UCCCGGCCAGAUAAAGGAGCCGAGGCCAAAAGGGGAGAGAGGCUCCACCCCCUUGAGAAGAGAAGCCGCAGCCCCUGCAGGACGGGGGCCUGCGUCGCGAUGGGUUCCACCGCUACUCCGGAGCGGGCGCUGGGAUAUGUCCGCGAGUUCACUCGCCACUCCUCCGACGUGCUCGGCAACCUCAACGAGUUGCGCCUGCGCGGGAUACUCACUGACGUCACGCUUCUGGUUGGCGGGCAACCUCUUCGAGCUCACAAGGCAGUUCUUAUCGCCUGCAGUGGCUUCUUCUAUUCAAUUUUCCGAGGCCGUGCAGGCGUUGGGGUGGAUGUGCUCUCUCUGCCUGGGGGCCCCGAAGCCGGAGGCUUCGCCCCUCUUCUGGAUUUCAUGUACACGUCGCGCCUACGCCUCUCUCCGGCCACUGCACCAGCUGUUCUUGCGGCCGCCACCUACUUGCAGAUGGAUCAUGUGGUCCAGGCAUGCCACCGCUUCAUUCAGGCCAGCUAUGAACCUCUGGGCGUCUCCCCGCGGCCCCUGGAGGCAGAACCCCCCACGCCCCCAACGGCCCCUCCACCAGGCAGUCCCAGGCGCUCCGAAGGGCACCCAGACCCACCUACUGAGUCUCGCAGCUGCAGUCAAGGCCCCCCCAGUCCAGGCAGCCCAGACCCCAAGGCCUGCAACUGGAAAAAAUACAAGUUCAUCGUGCUAAACUCUCAGGCCUCCCAAGCAGGGAGCCUGGUGGGGGAGAGGAGUUCUGGUCAACUUUUCCCCCAAGCUGGGCUCCCCAGUGGAGACGAGGCUUCUAGCAGCAGCAGCAGCAGCAGUGGCAGUGAAGAAGGACCCAUUCCUGGUCCCCAGAGCAGGCUCUCUCCAACUGCUGCCACUGUACAGUUUAAAUGUGGGGCUCCAGUCAAUACCCCCCAUCUCAUACCCCAGGGUCAGGAAGCCACUAUAUCAUCACCCUCUGGGCAGGUUCACCCGCCACCAGGAAGUGAAUUUUUCAGCUGCCAAAACUGUGAGGCUGUGGCUGGGUGCUCAUCGGGGCUGGACCCCUUAGCUCCUGGUGAUGAGGACAAGCCCUACAAGUGUCAGCUCUGCCGGUCUGCCUUCCGCUACAAGGGCAACCUGGCCAGUCACCGCACGGUGCACACAGGGGAAAAGCCCUACCACUGCUCCAUCUGCGGAGCCCGCUUUAACCGGCCGGCUAACCUGAAAACGCAUAGCCGCAUCCACUCGGGAGAGAAGCCCUAUAAGUGUGAGACGUGUGGUUCCCGCUUCGUGCAGGUAGCUCACCUGCGCGCGCACGUGCUGAUCCACACUGGGGAGAAACCCUAUCCUUGCCCCACCUGCGGGACUCGCUUCCGCCACCUACAGACCCUCAAAAGCCAUGUUCGAAUCCACACGGGGGAGAAGCCUUACCACUGUGAUCCUUGCGGCCUGCAUUUCCGACACAAGAGUCAACUACGGUUGCAUCUACGCCAGAAACACGGAGCUGCUACCAACACCAAAGUGCACUACCACAUUCUGGGGGGGCCCUAGCUGAGCGACAGCCCAGACCCAAGUCACUCUGGAAGCCAGGAAAGCUGCUCGCCCAUGCCUGGCUUCUCUAUAAGAUUUGGGCAUGGAGGUGUGCAGGGCCCCACCUUUCUUAGAAACUGCCACCACCUUCAUUUCUUACUGGGGAGAGCAGGGGUGGCAGAUCCCGACUUGAUCUGCCUCUGUUUUGCUGGUCAAAACCUCUUCCCCACAAUCAAAAUUAUUUCUGAAGAGAGAGCAAACUAGGAGCUGGGGGAGAGAGGAGAGGCUGGAGCCCUCAUCUCAUUUGGUUUAUCUGUAAAUAUAAUUUAUUGAGGCCUCUGGGUGGCACCAGGGCCUCCAUUCUUUUGCAUUUCCCACUUCCCUCUUCCACAGUGUGAUCAAAGUGACCUGAAACAGAGUGUGAGGUCACAGCUCUGCAGGCAGAGAUUAGCACUUAGCUGUCUCCUUUGGCUUAAGUGUUUAUUAUUAUCGCCAUUAACUUCUUUAGAAUUGUUCUUUCUCCUAUUUGUUUGCUUGUUGGUUUGUUUAUAAUGGAGAAAGGGGUUCUCUGUGUCCUGCCCCUCCAAUUCUAGGUCUGGAACCUUUAUUUGUUCUAGGGCAGCACUGGGAACGUGUGGGUUUGUGGAAUUGGGUCAGGAACCCUCUCUGUUAUUCUGGAUAUUAUAUGUUCUCUAGCAGGCUAGAACUGGAUAGACUUUUCUCCGUUCUUCAUGGGUUAUGAGAACCUUUAUGGUGCACCUGAAAUACAGAUGCCUCCUCGGGGCUGUGGGUGUGAAGACUUUGUCAGUCUUGGAACUGGAGAGAUGAUUGGAGAGGCUUUUUCUUAUACCCCUAACUGUCCCACUCAUCUGUUCAGCUAGGUUGGGCUCAGCUGUGCCUGUCAUGAUAGAGCCCACAACCCUCCCGCUAGGGCCUGUUCUUUGCACUGAGUUGAUCCCUCCAUGGGGAAAGAGAUCUGAAAUUCCUUAUUAGAGAUGAUGCUGGCUUUUCUGAUUCUGCCCAGUCUCUAAGAAUAUUAUGACCUAGGGGAAAAUUACAAAACUCCUUAUCUCUACUAAACCAGUUAGUUCUUUGCGGCAGAGGCAUCUGAGCUUGAAUGUUCCUUGGGGUUUUCUCUACCUGAGACAAACUCCUUCUUCCUUCAGUGGGUUUUUGGACAUGUUCUGGCAAAUGUCCAGAUUCCACUUCUUUGCCUCUAGAAGUCACAGGUGCUUGUUAACUUUCUUACUUUAGAAAAGCUGGGUCUGUGACCCGGUCUUCCCAUCACUGCAUUCCUGUCUAGAACCAGUGAAUGCAGUAGAACCUUCCACAGGGAAAGUAAAGGGGCUGAGUUCCAUUUUGGGUUUGCUAUAGUUUGGGAUUAUGAUUGGGAUUACUGUUGGGAUUAAAGGUUUAAGAGACUUAAAAGACUGAUCGACUGAUGGACCUUCUAGUGAACCAAAAUAUCCAAGUAGAAUUAAGAGGCUAGUCGAGGGGUGCCAUCUCUGGUGUAGCCAAGUAGGCAGAAUGUUAGGAAUGGAAUUGCCUCUUAACUGGUUGGAGGUCUGGAAUGUUAGAUGAUACUCUGAAGCCUUGAUUUAUAAUCCUUCCCCUUUUGCUCUGCAGCCUUUUUGGUUUGGGGCAUGGGGAAGAGGGUGAGAAGCACUUUGAAUCUGUGGGGAUCUUCCUCAAGAUAGAUCCAUACUAGUGGCUAUCAGUUGGGAACUGGUGAGAAAGCUACUUCUUCCACUGCAGACCUGCAGGAGAGAGGGGAAACAGAAGAGAGAUGUGAAAAGGAACCAUGAUUUUUUUUUUUUUUUAAGCAGACUGAAUGGGCAUGUGGAGAGUGCCUAGGGGUGGAGAUGUUAGAUCUUGCAAGAUUAGAAUCAUGGAAUAAAGAAGCCUCU
Messenger RNA from Phyllostomus hastatus (greater spear-nosed bat), 3422 nucleotides. It is a transcript of the gene BCL6B, whose product is annotated as BCL6B transcription repressor. The record is from RefSeq and is a predicted model, not a curated record. The transcript is spliced from 9 exons. Lineage: Eukaryota; Metazoa; Chordata; Mammalia; Chiroptera; Phyllostomidae. Gene Ontology annotation, molecular function: RNA polymerase II cis-regulatory region sequence-specific DNA binding; DNA-binding transcription factor activity, RNA polymerase II-specific; protein binding. Bases 100 to 1536 code for a protein of 478 amino acids. Gene Ontology annotation, biological process: regulation of transcription by RNA polymerase II.